AUGCCUGAAAAUAAGGUGGAUGCAUUGGCAGGUUUGCUAACGGGUUUUUCUGUCCGAUCGAUCACUCAACCUCUAGAUGUAUUGAAAAUCCGUUUUCAGUUGCAAGUAGAAAACAUAUCAUUGAGAAAUGGUGGAUAUUACAAUAGUAUUCCGCAGGCUAUCGAUCGAAUAGUUAGGGAGGAGGGUGUGGGCGCUCUAUGGAAGGGUCAUGUUCCUGGGCAACUUCUUUCCAUUCUUUUUACUGCUUCUGAAUUCUACUGGUUCCAUGCUAUUACUGACUGGUAUUUCCCCUAUAUUCAUUGUCAGAAGACCGCUCUGAAUGAUGCAGCGGCAGGCGGAGCUGCCGGUGCAAUCUCAACUGUGAUUUGUCAGCCAAUUGAUGUUGUUCGAACACGAUUGGUUGGCCAAGGUCAUCAUAAAGUUUACCAUGGAGUUUGCCAUGCUAUAAAACAAAUCUUGCUUGACGAGGGCCUAAGUGGCUUCUUCAAAGGUCUUUCUCCAUCCCUUUCUCUCAUUGUUCCCCAAACAGCCCUAUCAUUCGCUACCUACGAAAAACUCAAGCGUACAUUUAGCGAAAUUACCCAUAACUCAUGUCUACUAACUCCAUUCUCGGGUGCAUUUGCAGGCUGUGUAUCAAAAACAGCGGUUUAUCCCUUCGAUGUUGCUAAGAAACGAUUCCAGGUUGUUGGCUUCGAGGCAGCAAGGCAACACUUCGGAAAAUUGCCGACGAAAGCUGAAACAAGAUUAGGGUUAAUUACUUUAAGUAGUAUGUGGCAAAUCGUUGUACAGGAAGGAGUUCGUGGUCUCUUCAAAGGAUGGUGUCCAUCUAUGUUAAAAUCCGCUGUUACUACUUCCUUGACUUUCACAUUUUUCGAAUUUUACAGAUCACUUGUUAGUGAUGUCAACUCUUAG
Molecule: messenger RNA, 912 nt
Organism: Rodentolepis nana
Lineage: Eukaryota; Metazoa; Platyhelminthes; Cestoda; Cyclophyllidea; Hymenolepididae
Source: the annotation of a GenBank genome assembly